Oncorhynchus mykiss (rainbow trout) is the source of this 1372-nucleotide messenger RNA. RefSeq lists its product as uncharacterized. Gene Ontology annotation, cellular component: membrane. The record is from RefSeq and is a predicted model, not a curated record. NCBI's taxonomy places the organism in Eukaryota, Metazoa, Chordata, Actinopteri, Salmoniformes, Salmonidae.
AUACACUACUAGGAAGAGACUAUUCGAGAGAAGGGUGGAUAUUCUCUCUAGGGGCUACAUUGUAACAAUUAAAUGUACAUAGCCCGGAAUCUAGGUUACAUUUUAACAAUCUAAAUUGUAACUAUUUAAAAUAUAUAUAGUUGAAAAUUGUAGUCAUUAGCCAACAAAUGCUUAGCCACACGACAGCGUAAUUUAAUUAUCAAGAAGUUCUCUAGUAGGAAGUUGACUUUCAACUCAUAGCCUACGAAAAGGGGGCUUUCUCAGAAAGGGAAACACGUAAUAUAACCCAGGCUACUUCAAUAGCAGUGUUAACAGAUCGGACGAAUUGUCAACGAGAUUUCAAAGAAAAUGUCGAUCUCACUUCUGACUGUCUUUCUUGCGGAAGCAAUACUCUGCACAGUUUCAGGUGAACAGCUCUACAGAAAAGUGGGAGGUGAGCUCGUGUUGACGCCUGACAAGUCCACAGUGCCUGACUCCAUCACAGGCAUCCUAUGGAAGCAUGGGAAGAACAAGGUGGCAGAGUGGGACAAGGAUUUUGGUGGUCUGGACAUCUAUGCUGCCUUCAAAGAGCGUACAAUCCUGGACAAUACUACUGGAGAGCUGAGAAUCAGUGGAUUGAAGAAAACAGACAGUGGAGUUUAUUCUGUGGAAUUCAACAGCAAACUGCUUCACAAGACAUAUACAUUAUCUGUUAUCAAGGCAGUCCCCAAACCCACCAUCACUUAUUCCUGCAACACCAACAAAAUCUCCUGCAUUCUGACCUGUGAGGGCGACACCACUGAUGCUGAACCAGUCACCUACAGCUGGAAAGAGGGAGAGGGGGCAUGGGAGGUCUUAGACAAACAGAUUAAUAUCAAUAAGAGCGACGCUGGCAAAUCAACCAACAGUUACACGUACUUCUGCAAGAUGAAGAACUCUGCUGGGGAAGGUGAAGUCAGCGAGCCAGUGGUGUUAGGCUCAGAUGGCUGGUUGACCAAGGCCAGGUUACUUGGUAUUUCUGUCUUUGUUAUUGCUGUUGCUGGAGUUCUAUCGUUCAUUUUUGGUCAUAGAGCUAUAACAGGAGUUUGGAUCUAUGAGAAAGAAUCAAUGCCUUGGAAAGGAGAAUUCUGGAAAAACCAGAGAGAAGUGGGACCUACCACUGACACAUCAAAUGGAGUUUCUGCAUCCACAGAGGAAGCCUUGGCGAGGGAAAAUGAUCAUAAAGAUGAUUCGAUAUUGUAGGACGCUGUGGCCAGAGGAUCACUGUGGAUCAAGAGAAACAAACAUCUAGACAACGAGCACUGGAUGACAAAGGGAACGCUCUCCGACUUUAUUGUACCCAUUUAAAAAAAUGUUACAUCCCGAUCUGAGAAAUAGAGGUCAAUUUGAGUUA